GAUCUAUCGUGGGGUAAACACGAUUUCAAAAAAACGUGAGCAUUGUUUCAAUACAUCGUCGCGUACAUCAGUUUCUACGACCGAGAUUCUUAAUUGAAAUCUGUCAUACAUCGAAAUAAACGGCAAUGAUCUCUUUCAUAGUAUGAGAGCCAAUUGCGCCUCGGAAUUACCUUCACUUGCACGGAAAGGAUGACCGUUUCUACCAACAUGAGUACGACAGGAUGGGAUAAGAAGAUGACCGACAGCGAAACGGGGUCAUCUCGAUUGAAAAGCUAUUCAUGCAGUCUCACGACCGGAUUGGAAAACACGAAGUGCACCGCACACGGGCGCCUGCGUUCUCGCGGCAGCCGUUCCACGUAUCGCCGGAUGUUGGUCGACGAACGUUUAUUAGAUGACAACAUUUCGAUGGCCCGCCUGUGUCCCGCCUUUCCUCGCGGAAGGGAAAAAGUCCGCGGGUGGAUGGAGAUUACGAGUCGAAAUAAACGCGCGGGCUACACGCUCGCAGUUUCCGCGCGGAAUCUCGUCGGAAGCGCCGCGUGUCCAUCGCGGUCGCAGGUCGCAGCGGGGCUCACGAGGCUGGAUCACGAGAGGCUCGAUCGGGAUCGCGGACGACGACGGUGGCAGUAGAGAUCCACGCACGGGGAUCAGAUAGUAGAGGAGGA
Messenger RNA from Odontomachus brunneus, 662 nucleotides. RefSeq lists its product as uncharacterized. Lineage: Eukaryota; Metazoa; Arthropoda; Insecta; Hymenoptera; Formicidae. The transcript is spliced from 3 exons. The record is from RefSeq and is a predicted model, not a curated record. The coding region runs from base 190 to 627 and encodes 145 amino acids.